UCGAUACAAACGUGUUGAAGAUGAAGUUAUUAGAGAUAUAAAUUCAACACAUGGUAUAGUUUAUUAAUAGCACCUGACAAAACUUUGGCAAGUUCCUUCAGAAACAGGUUAUGUUUCUGCGUGAGUGAAAUAUUUGAAAUUAGUGGUAUAUAUUCUUUAUGCUUAGCGAAAAAUAAACGGCAACUAUGGACGCCAAUCCCUUUGGAAAGAAAGAGGACGUGUAUGGAUUCCAAACCUUAUGGAGGGAGCUUGGAUAUUACAUAUCCAGACUUGAGCAUUAUGAAAGAAGUUUGAAUUUUUUUGACGAGGCUAUCAAAAAGACCCCAAAUGACAAACGAGCUUUAAUUGGGAGAGCGAGGGCAAGAGCAAAGGCUUGCCAGUAUGAAGGUGCCCUUGAAGAUGUCAACAAAGCCCUAACCUUCGACCCAGAUGAUCUUGUAGUUCUGGCGGAUAAAGCUUUGAAUACGUACCUGAGUUGUGAGUUUGAAGAGGGUUUGGUGCAGAAUACCAGGUUGUUACCUAGGAGGCAAAAACCGGACCAUUUUAGUAUGGGAGUUAUGCAUUGCACCAACGCCAUAGAGAACUGCAUCGGCUUACGUUCAGGCAGGCCCCUUCGGGACCACUUCAAGAUUAUUAGGAAGCUUGCAUGGAAGAAGAACUUCGAGGCACAGAAACCCUUUGAACCAAAACCAAGAAAAGUAAAGAAGAAGAAAAAGAGCUUAGGAAAACAACUAGAGUACGUUCAACCAAUAGUUACAAAGAAAAAGAAGAAACAGUCAUGCGUCAGUAAUCAGGGAUCAACGCUAGGAGGAGGCGCAGUAAUAGAAGAAGGGGAGUUCGAGAAAGCUGAGGUUUUAAGUAUGAGGGAUAGUCUUCACAGCUGGCAAUCAGACAAGAAUCUCGUCCCUCCUUAUCCUCACUACUUUCCGUUUCGACCUCUCCAAAAUUACACCACUAAUAUUGAAAAGUACAUGGCUGAAAAGUACCUGGAUUCCAUGUACCUAGAAAAGAUUUUCUUGAACAAAUUGCAAUAUGAGCAUGGUGCGAAGAGCCCUAAUCAAAAAGGUUCCGAAAAAAUCAUUAGACUUGCCAAGGAAGGAUACAAAGCAGUAUCUUACAAACAGGUCAAAAUGAUCUUCGCAGCAGUACAUGGUCGACGUGAAAGAAACUGAUGUUACAUCCCAUCGAGCUGCGUCAAAUCACCUUUUACGUUGUGCGGCAGCUUAUGGAAUACUCAAAAAAAUUUUUUGUGGAGCUUCUGAGAACGCGUAGCCCUUUCUACUAUAUCAAAUACCAAGAAGCGCAUGCAUCAGGAUCUCUAAAAGCCCGACAAGAAGAAGAACUGAUUCUACAGCGAAAUAUCACUAAGAAAGAAGCUGAUGUGCUUAUGAAUAAGCUGAUCGCUUGCUUUGAGAACAAGCAACUACAGCAGAUGCUGCAGGUAGCAGAGAAGCUCAAGUACUACUGUGACUCUAAGCCGAAAAGAAUAAUGCCUGACAAAGACACGUACUUGCAUGAAAUUUUGGUGAAGAUACGCAAAGGAUUCUAUGACUUGAACAGGCUAAAUAAGAACCAGGUGUUCUGUGAACAACAUAAGAGGAUAUAUGUGUCCUUCGGGUAUCCUGUUAGUAGAGAACCUUCAACGGAUUCUGUCAUUAAGCAGUUCAAGAAUGUUUACCUAGACCACAAAAAACAAAUUGAACUGUUCGAGAAGCGUCUUCGUCAAGCAGAGACCAACGACCAACUCUGUUGGUGCUACCACGAGUUGUCAAGGUACCACCUGGAGAUGAAAAAAUAUGAGUUGGCCGGAGUUUACAGUAGAAAAUGCAUUCAAGAGAGCACCAAAGACGAGGGACAUCCGGAAUGGCAUAUCAAUGCUCUGAUGCUGUUAGUCAGGAUAAAUAUACAACAGCACAAUAAGAAUGAUGCCAGAAGCGAACUGAUGGAAGCCUGUGGUAUUGCUAACCUAUUGCAGGAUACGAACUUGAAGGAAUAUUUAGAAAAGUGUCUUGAGGUAGUUGAAACGAUAGAAUUCGACGAUCUAUUUGGUCCUAAGAUGUUAGAAAAACGCGAACAGAAGAUGCUAUCUAUGAUGUCUACUGCGAAGAUGAAAGAUGAGUUUGCUCAUCUGCUGAGAAUGAUGGCAGCCAUGCCUGCAUCCAGAAGGUUGACUGUCAUGCCUGGUGUCAGAAUGGAGGAUGAUGAAAAGAGGAGGAAAUCUAGAAUGCAGUCCAUAAUACCUGGUAACGAGCGUGAAGAUCAGUCCGCUGUAAAGAAGAAGAUAAGCAAUUCCAAAGGAGUAGGGUUCAUGGAGCUAGUCCAGUAUCAUGUAUAAAUAAAUAUUAAAUAUAGCACAUGGAAAAUACGAG
Molecule: messenger RNA, 2369 nt
Organism: Acanthoscelides obtectus
Lineage: Eukaryota; Metazoa; Arthropoda; Insecta; Coleoptera; Chrysomelidae
Source: the annotation of a GenBank genome assembly